This is a messenger RNA of Megalobrama amblycephala (Wuchang bream), 1987 nucleotides long. Its product is annotated as piggyBac transposable element-derived protein 2-like. NCBI's taxonomy places the organism in Eukaryota, Metazoa, Chordata, Actinopteri, Cypriniformes, Xenocyprididae. The record is from RefSeq and is a predicted model, not a curated record. The coding region runs from base 543 to 1937 and encodes 464 amino acids. The transcript is spliced from 2 exons.
CUGGCUUCUUGUGCUGUUUUUGUGCUUGGCCCCGUAAUUGCUGCUUGCAGCUAUAUUUAUUAUUAUUAUUAUUAUUAUUAUUAUGUUGCCACAGAGAUGAUGGUGCCUAUCAUCUCAUAAUCUGGCUAAAUGAGUAGUGUUUUCUGGCAAACUUUAUCUCUCUUCUUUAUUAACAGUACACAUAAUGUGUACAAAUUACAUUGAACAGUCAGCAUUAAGAUAUGCAUUUUUCAUGAUCAAUGUUUUUACUAUCUACUGAUACUUACAGGAAAUGGACACAAGACAAUUUUAUGGGCGGAAGGAACAUGAUCGAGCAGUUAGGGUCAUUCCUUCUGACAGUGAGGUGAAGACACCAUGAAGACUGGAUCCCUGAAUCAGGAGAAUGCCUGUCUCUUGACAAUGACACAGAGUCUGAGGAUGAAGAUGAAGAUGAUGUAGAAGAGGUUGAUGUUCCACGCCUACCCCGAUGGAGAACACCUCACAAUGCACACUUCAAUGCUUGCCCAGAAUGGCAGGACCUGCUUCCAAGAUCUGAUGAUAUCAUGUCCCCCCUCCAGUACUUCAAGCAGUUUUUCUCUGAAGACAUUCUGGAAGUUAUUGUAGAGCAGUCAAAUCUGUAUGCGAUACAAUGUGAUGCAAACAAGCCGCUUAACCUCACCAUAAAAGAAUUGGAGCAGUUCCUGGGGAUUGUGGUGUACAUGUCAUUGUUUGGUUUACCAGGCACCCGCAUGUUUUGGAACAAAGCCUGCAGAGUAUCCCAAGUAGCUGACACCAUGACACUGAAUAGAUGGGAGGCCAUCAAAAAACACCUGCACUUCAAUAACAAUGAAGAGAGACAGGAGGAUAAUAAUGAUCCACUCCACAAGAUCCGACCACUGGUUACUCAUCUAACCUCAAAACUGACAUCAAUCCCAAUGAGUGAGAAGCUGGCUGUUGAUGAGCAGAUGGUCCCAUUCAAGGGAAGAAACAGACUGAAGCAAUAUCUGCCAUCAAAACCAAAGAAAUGGGGCUACAAGAUUCUGGUCUUGGCUGGCUCUGAUGGUGUCCCGUACAACUUGGAAAUCUACACAGGGAGAGUUGUACAACCCCCUGAGCUAGCAGAUGUGGGCGCAAGUGGCAACGUUGUCCUCCGCCUGGCCCAGCCUAUACCCAAGCAUAAGAACUACAAGGUUUUUUUUGACAACUGGUUUACGAGUGUCCCUCUUGUGCUUACACUGGCUCAGCAGGGAAUUCACUGCACUGGUACUGUUCGUGGCAACAGACUACCAGGUGUCAACUUGAUGUGUGAUGCUGAGCUGAAAAGAGCAGGACGUGGAUCUUUUGAACAGAAGAUGGCCAUGGUGAGAGAAACCACCUUGUAUGCUGUAAAGUGGUACGAUAAUCGCUCAGUGACCCUUCUCAGUGAUUACACUGGAGCCCACCCAGUCACCGAGGUUGACAGGUGGGAUCGCAAGCAAAAGAUGAUCACCAAAGUCCCCUGCCCUGCUGUGGUGAAAGAAUACAACAAGAAUAUGGGUGGGGUGGAUCUUCUUGACUCACUGCUUGCACUGUAUCGGAUCAAAAUAAGAUCAAAGAAGUGGUACCACCGGCUGGUGUUCCACCUUCUGGAUAUGAUCAUCGUGACCACAUGGCUGCUCUACCGAAGAGAUUGUGAAGGUACUGGCAUGAGAAAGAAUGAACAUAUGAAGCUGUAUACCUUCAAAUCCUACAUUGCUGAAGCCCUAUGCAAAAGUGGAAAGAGCCUGGAGCGCAAGAAAGGUCGCCCCUGUUCCACAAUUGCUGGUGAGUAUGAGGAAAAGAGGAGAAAAGGACCCGCUGCUCCAAUUCCAGUCCCUGAUGUGCGCCUGGAUGCCACAGCCCACUGGAUGAUUAUGGCUGAAAUUCAAAAGAAAUACAUUUCUGGUGUAUUAAUGCACACAGUAUAUAUUAAAGACUAAGCACAUUUAAAAUACAUUUACAAAUGUCAUUUUGAACAACACACUUAAAU